AUGGCUUCGCGAUUAGCAGCGCGCAGGGAUCCUGCCAAUGUCGACUACUCGGCGGUUGGAAAGGCAGGAAGGCGCACCGGCGUUACUCUCGACCAGCAACCGCUUGAUGCUUACGGAAUGGAACAGAUCUCGGGCAUUUUCUCAUCGCCGCGGAAACCAUCCCCAUUGAAGAACGUGGUCGUGCUGGAGACUGAGGGGAAAGAUGCUCCUGCUGAGGCACUGUCUGCGCAUCGAUCGGCCCGAACUACGCCAGUGCCACGUCUCCGCUCGUCCUCUCCUAGAAAGAGCGGUAUUAGUGGUGCCGCAAGGAAGAGCAAUGGCGUCGACAUAUUCUCUGCGGCCAAGAGCAUGCAAGCUCAAGACAUCGAGGAACAUGAAAACACCCCACCCACUGCGUCAACACCAAUUCAAGAUGCGCAAAGUCCACAGCCUGCCUCUGUCCGGAGCUUGCAGAGGACACAACCGAGGCGAUUUAGCCCCAGCCCGCGAAAGUCACCCCUCUCCAGCAGAAUGACUAUCACCCCGAGUCGACUGCACAGACCAAGAGCCAGUCUAGAACUGCGGCGGAUCGAGAAUGAAGUCACCCCUUCUAUCGAGGAUGGAGAUUUUGACGCAUUCAAUGAAGCCACAGAAGACGCCGAAGCAGCUGUAGAUGCUAGAGUUGAUGGCUCUUCUCCAGGCGAGCACGCAACAGAUGCCACACGGACGCUGCAACUGCCGCAGACUUCUGAAGAGCUGGGCGCCCCUAUUCGGGACUUUGAUGACGACGAAACCGAGCCGACCCAAGAACUCGAAGAGCAAGCGCCACCAGCAUCACAAAACCAAGCAAACUCGAGGAAGAAGAGGAAAUCCGAUGCGAUCGAGCAAGAUGAACCCAAUGCCUCACCCACACCGAUCAAAGUUGCAAAAAAGAGAGGACGACCCCGAAUAACGAGAAAUGUCACUCCGCCGGCACCAAGCUCACAACCAUUAUCAGCAAAGGCACAGGGAAAGCAGCCUCUAAGAGAAAUCGAUUCGAACUUGAAACUGUCUUCUCGGCAGGAGAAAGAACUCGAGACGAUUGUUGAGAAAGUCAGAGCACGGCCGGGGCCUCCAAGAUCAUUAUACAUCUUGCGACGAGAGACUCCCGCAGAUGAGGGCAUAUUGCACACAAGAAGCGGCCGGGUCAGCGUCAAGCCCUUGGCAUAUUGGCGGAACGAACGAUGUGUGUACGGGACAAGCCCUGGCGGAGCAAGUCUGGCGGAUGGAGCCCGCUUCCCACUCAACAGCAUCAAGGAGAUUGUGCGCUCUGAAGAAGUGGCAGAAAGGAUUGAGAGCAAGACGUCGAAAAGCAAGAAGAAGAAGGGCAAAAAGGGCAAACGCAAGACCCGACAGACUUCUGUCGAGGAGGGCAGGGAAGCAGAAGAAGACACAGCGGAUAAAUCGGACUCCGACUUCGAACUUGACAAUAUCCCAGAAGAUCCCGACGCUGAGCCAUGGGAGACCGGGACCGGCACGCUGCGAGGCAAUGUCGCUAUAUGGGACAAUGUGGAACAGGCGCCGACAGAACAAGAAGAGGAGAUCGAAAUCGCUCAUGCAGCCGCAGCGAUCCCGACCCGAGAAGUCAAAGGCUCAAGUUCGCAGUCACAGGAUGGGCCAACUUUUCGAUACGCGAAAUUGCUGUCGACGAGGUUCUUUGGUACCGGACUGGUGGAUCUGCCUCCAGGCGGCAUCAAGCGACCGAAGAAUAGCCGCAAGAUGCAUAUGAGUUUCUUUGUGGUCAAGGGCAGGGUCACAGUUACCGUGGGCCCGUUGGGCGGCGAAGAUACUGGGAGCAUGAACCGAUUCAGCAUCGGCAAGGGAGGAUUCUGGCAAGUUCCACGUGGUAACCAGUAUUCCAUUGAGAAUGAGAUGGACAAGCCAGCACGAAUAUUCUUCAGUCAGGCAUGUGAAUCGGAGCCCACAGAAGCUCAGGAUUGA
Molecule: messenger RNA, 1959 nt
Organism: Cladophialophora yegresii CBS 114405
Lineage: Eukaryota; Fungi; Ascomycota; Eurotiomycetes; Chaetothyriales; Herpotrichiellaceae
Exons: 3
Coding region: 1-1959 (652 amino acids)
Biological process (GO): spindle attachment to meiosis I kinetochore; attachment of mitotic spindle microtubules to kinetochore; kinetochore assembly
Cellular component (GO): kinetochore
Molecular function (GO): centromeric DNA binding
Source: RefSeq, a predicted model, not a curated record